CUGGCAAAGCUCCCUACCACCCCCAUUUUCCAGAUGACGCGACUGAGGCCCAACCAGCUUUGUAGGAGGCGGAGUCUCCCCAGGGUCCCUCUCAGGCGGUCCUAGGGGAGGGGGCUCUGGGAGCCACGAGGCCCCUCCCUGCGUCUCUUCCUCUCCCGGCAAGCUCAGAGGGGCGGGGAGAGAGCCAGAGGAGGAGUAGAGCUCAAGCAGCUCUGCAGAGGGGGGCAGGAGCUCCGGUGUUUGGCACCCCCAGCCCCACCGCUGUUGCCGCUGCUGCAGUGGGGACACAGGUGAGGUUGGCCCUGUGGGGAGUGGGAGGGGUCCACCAACAUCGCUGUCCUUGCCCAUCCCUGGUCCAGCCCCCACGCCCUAUCCCAUCCUGGGGACAGUGCCCCAGGGUCCUGCUGGACCUUGUCCUUCCAGAGACCCAGCCCCCUCCCCUGCCUGUGCUGCCUUCUCUCCCAGGCCUGGCUGUAGCUGCUUCUCUUCCUAAUCCUGCUGCCUCUGCUGCUACUGCCGCUGCCUAGCACACACCACCAGCCCCUCGGGGUGUGGUUUCCCCAGACCAGCCCCCAGCAGUGGGACGCAGACUUAUCCGAAGCUCCCCCGCCAGCCUCUUGCAAGGCCCAGCAGCCCUCCUUCCUGGAGACACACCCAACUCCCUUCCAACACCCUACCCCGCUCUCCAACCCAUUUUUGGAAGAACCCCCUCUUCCUCUUAUCUUAGUCGUAUUUGAACCUCUGGGUACUCUGGGUCUGUGCCCAACUUCCAAUUGAGCCCUAGCACCGUGGAACUCCCCAGGCCCCUUUCUUGUCCCUGGAACUCUUGAGAAGGCAGACCAGGCUUUCUCAGACCCGCUAGAUACCCCUCUCACCAGACACCUCCCAGUCCCUGAAAAUGAACCCAGCCCCAUAUCUGCCCCUAUAGAUACCCCACUCCCUUCUCCGGUCCCAGUAGGGGCCCACCUCUCCUUCCUUCCCCAGAACUCCUGUAGAAUGUAGACACCCCCCACAGGCUAUUCUUGGCAGCUCUAGGCACUCCCAAGACACCUCUCAGCCUCUUUACAAACUCCUGGCUCUAUAGACACCCGUUAGAUACACCAACCCCUUUCCUAGGUCUCCAAAGGACUCCAAACCCCUGAUCCUUUCCCCAGAAGUCUUGAGGGUGUGGACAACCCUCCUCACCUUUCUCAGCCCCUCUAGAACCGCUCCCCCCUCCAGACACUCUUAGCUUCUUUCAAACACCCGUGGUCCCAUUUCUACCCCUCUGGUGACCCAAUCCCCUCUCCAACCCCACUAAGGGGUUCUAGUCCCUUCUUCCUUCCCUUAGAACUCUUGAGAGUGUGGACAGCUCCCCAGUGUUUCUUGCCGCCACUUGACACCCCCCCACACAUCUCUCAGGCACAUGCUGACCCCUCUAGAAUCUUCUUAGUCUCCCUAAACACUCCAUCAGAUCCUUCUCAGCCCCUCUAGACGCCCCUUUUCUGCUCCUCUCCAUAUUCCCUAGCCCCUUCUCAGUUCCUCAAGACAUCGCCAAGGUCCUUCCCAGACCCUCUAGAUGCCUCCCAAGCCCCUGCCCCUAUCUCUAGUUCCUCCUCCAGGUUCCUCUUGGCCUCUCUAGACACCCCCAGUUUCCUUGUGCGAGUGGCCCAGGGCCUCUCCAAGCACCCACCAUCCUGGAGACAGCCACAUUCUCCUAAAGGCCACCCCCCUCAGUCUCUGAGGGCCUGGGGCUAGCGGCAGGAUGGCGGCAGGUGUGGCCACGUGGCUGCCUUUUGCGCGGGCAGCCGCAGUGGGCUGGCUGCCCCUGGCCCAGCAGCCCUUGCCCCCGGCGCCAGGGGUGAAGGCUUCUCGGGCAGAUGAGGUUCUGGUGGUGAACGUGAGCGGACGGCGUUUUGAGACCUGGAAGAACACGCUGGACCGCUACCCAGACACCCUGCUGGGCAGUUCAGAGAAGGAAUUCUUCUAUGAUGCCGACUCGGGCGAGUACUUUUUCGAUCGCGACCCGGACAUGUUCCGGCAUGUGCUGAACUUCUACCGCACAGGCCGCCUGCACUGCCCGCGGCAGGAGUGCAUCCAGGCCUUCGACGAAGAGCUGGCCUUCUACGGCCUGGUGCCUGAGCUCGUCGGUGACUGCUGCCUCGAAGAGUACCGGGACCGCAAGAAGGAGAACGCCGAGCGCCUGGCGGAAGACGAGGAGGCCGAGCAGGCUGGGGAUGGGCCAGCCUUGCCGGCCGGCAGCUCCUUGCGCCAGCAGCUCUGGCGGGCCUUUGAGAACCCACACACGAGCACCGCAGCCCUGGUCUUUUACUACGUGACUGGCUUUUUCAUCGCCGUGUCGGUCAUCGCUAAUGUGGUGGAGACCAUCCCGUGCCGCGGCCCUGCGCGUCUGCCCUCGAAGGAGCUGCCCUGUGGUGACCGCUUCCCGCUGGCCUUUUUCUGCAUGGACACGGCCUGUGUGCUCAUAUUCACGGGUGAAUACCUCCUGCGGCUGUUUGCCGCCCCCAGCCGCUGCCGCUUUCUGAGGAGUGUAAUGAGUCUCAUCGACGUGGUGGCCAUCCUGCCCUACUAUAUCGGGCUUUUCGUGGCCAGGGACGAUAAUGUCUCAGGCGCCUUUGUCACCCUGCGUGUGUUCCGGGUAUUUCGCAUCUUCAAGUUCUCUCGGCACUCACAGGGCUUGCGGAUUCUGGGCUACACACUCAAGAGCUGUGCCUCUGAGCUAGGCUUUCUACUCUUUUCUCUUACCAUGGCUAUCAUCAUCUUUGCCACUGUCAUGUUUUAUGCCGAGAAGGGCACAAACAAGACCAACUUUACUAGCAUCCCUGCGGCCUUCUGGUAUACCAUUGUCACCAUGACCACACUUGGCUAUGGAGACAUGGUACCCAGCACCAUUGCUGGCAAAAUUUUCGGAUCCAUCUGCUCACUCAGUGGCGUCUUGGUCAUUGCCCUGCCUGUGCCAGUCAUUGUGUCCAACUUCAGCCGCAUCUACCACCAGAACCAGCGUGCUGAUAAGCGCCGAGCACAGCAGAAGGUACGCUUGGCAAGGAUCCGGUUGGCAAAGAGUGGUACCACAAAUGCCUUCCUGCAGUACAAGCAGAACGGGGGCCUUGAGGACAGUGGCAGUGGGGAGGAACAGGCGCUGUGUGUCAGGAACUGUUCUGCUUUUGAGCAGCAGCAUCACCACUUGCUGCACUGUCUAGAGAAGACAACGUGCCAUGAGUUCACAGAUGAGCUAACCUUCAGCGAGGCCCUGGGCGCAGUUUCGCUGGGUGGCCGUACCAGCCGCAGCACCUCUGUGUCCUCCCAGCCAAUGGGGCCUGGCAGCCUGCUAUCCUCUUGCUGCCCCCGCAGAGCCAAGCGCCGUGCCAUCCGCCUUGCCAACUCCACUGCCUCAGUCAGCCGUGGCAGCAUGCAGGAGCUGGACACACUGGCAGGGCUGCGGAGGAGCCCUGUGCCUCAGAGCCGCUCAAGCCUCAAUGCCAAGCCCCAUGACAGCCUUGACCUGAACUGCGACAGCCGGGACUUCGUGGCUGCCAUCAUCAGUAUCCCCACCCCUCCUGCCAACACCCCAGAUGAGAGCCAACCCUCCUCCCCUGGUGGCAGUGGCAGUGGUGGAGCCAGCAACACCCUCAGGAACUCCAGCCUGGGUACCUCUUGCUUCCUGCCUGAGACUGUCAAGAUCUCUUCCCUGUAAGGGGUAGACCUGCCCAUCCAGAGGGCCCUCUUGAUUCUUGGGGACUCCUUUCCAAAGCCAUAUUUUAGGGAGGCAGACAGGGACAGGCCUGGGGACCCCUUCUGCCCCCCACUGAGAACUAUGCAAUGGAGUUUCAUGGAAUCGCCCACCUUGUGAGGACGUAGCCAGGGAAAGGGGCACUUCCCCACCUCAGACAGUUUUCCUGGUGGUAGCUGAAUCAUUGGCCUCCUUGCCCGAGCACACUGGGAUCAGACCCUGUCUCCCAGCUGGUCUCCUGCAUGCUCCUCCCCUUGGGCCCUCAGGCUCCCACCUGACAUCUGAGCUCUGGCCUGAGAAGAAGAGGUGAGACUUCCUCUUCUCUCUGGCUGGGAUGUGGAGGUUUGGUUCAGAGAAGAGAAACAUCACCUCUGAUCUGGCCCCUAGGAGAGGUCCCCAAACUUCACCAGGCCCAACAACUCCCAGAUUCUGAAGCUUGGAAUGCAACCACAGGCUUCAUGGGCUGUGGCCUCAGCAGUGACCUGCUACCCCCAGGCCUUGGCUCAGGGGUCAGGCUUCCUCUUAUAAUACACAAAGAUAGCACAAACACUAACCCCCUUCCCUGGCUGCUGAAAAUGGGUCCCCACAACCCUGUCCUCCGCUGGGCCCUCAGCAAACUCUAGCAAUAGCAACUGCUGCCAUGACAUUAUGCAAAGCCUCUGCCCAGUUUGCUGCAGUAUUUACAUCUGCCCUAAUCAGAGGGGCCACCUCUAAUACUCCUCCUCUCUGCUCCUCUGGUUUGCUUCCUUCCUGGGUUGGGCUGGAGUCUGGACUGGCUGAGAUAAGCACCUGGCAGCCAGCGAGGGCUGGGCUGGGUUUGGAGAUCAUGGGCUGAUUCCAUGUUCUUGGGCAGGAGUCCAGAGGGCUGAGGCCUGGGUUGUUCUUGAACUCUGGGAGUUGUAGGAGGCAGGGGGAACUUCUUGAUCUCCUCGUCGUCCUCCUCCUCCCCCACAAUGCCUUUGCACAUAUCCCUCUUUCUUCUCCCUCUUGGGUCACCUUCUGGUACUCUGUGUUUGUUCUCAGGCUGAUAUCUAGCAUCAUCUCAGGUUCCCUGUCCCCAACACUGUCCCUGUGGAGCUGGUGGCUGACAAAGAUGUAGUUUCCAUCAGUCAAUAAAACCUGAGAGGAGAGAUG
Messenger RNA from Hipposideros armiger (great roundleaf bat), 4864 nucleotides. It is a transcript of the gene KCND1, whose product is annotated as potassium voltage-gated channel subfamily D member 1. Gene Ontology annotation, molecular function: A-type (transient outward) potassium channel activity; protein binding. Bases 1745 to 3694 code for a protein of 649 amino acids. Gene Ontology annotation, biological process: protein homooligomerization; potassium ion transmembrane transport; action potential. The transcript is spliced from 6 exons. The record is from RefSeq and is a predicted model, not a curated record. Lineage: Eukaryota; Metazoa; Chordata; Mammalia; Chiroptera; Hipposideridae. Gene Ontology annotation, cellular component: voltage-gated potassium channel complex; dendritic spine; postsynaptic membrane.